Molecule: messenger RNA, 1712 nt
Organism: Physella acuta
Lineage: Eukaryota; Metazoa; Mollusca; Gastropoda; Physidae
Product: galactose mutarotase-like
Biological process (GO): beta-D-galactose catabolic process via UDP-galactose, Leloir pathway; glucose metabolic process
Molecular function (GO): aldose 1-epimerase activity; carbohydrate binding
Source: RefSeq, a predicted model, not a curated record
AACGGAAUACACUGCUAGGCCAAUAUAAUAAAAAGUCUAGAGUUUGCUAGAUCUAGACCUAGAUCUAGAUUCUACAAUAUUUUAUUUAGCAAAAUGACCAAAAUUGUAUCCGAUUAUUUUGGGAGUACUAAAGAAGGCCUCAAAGUAACAAGAUACACCCUGACUAAUAAAUCAGGAGCCAAUGUUAAAAUUCUGGAUCUUGGUGGUACUAUCACUGAAAUCAAUGUACCAGAUAAAGAUGGAAACUUAGGAGAUGUAACCCUGGGCUUUGAUAAUGUUUCAGAUUAUGAAGAAAAGUUUGGCUACUUUGGUGCAAUCAAUGGAAGGGUAGCCAACAGAAUAGCAGGUGGCCAAUUCACUCUUGAUGGAGUAACAUAUAAUUUGUGUAUAAACUAUGGCCCCAAUGCUCUGCACGGUGGUAAAGUAGGUUUUGACAAGAAAAUCUGGGAAGCCAGUGUGAAAGAGGAUAAAUUAGUCUUGAAAUAUGUUAGUGCUGAUGGUGAAGAGAACUACCCUGGAGAGUUAACUGUCACAGUUGUAUAUGGCUUUGAUGAUGAUAACAAAUUAUCUAUUGAUUACACUGCCACAACUACAAAAGCCACACCCAUCAACCUCAGUAACCACGCCUUCUAUAACAUUGCUGGACACGGCACGGGUCAUCUCAAUGGUCAGACAAUUACAAUGUAUGCUGAGACUUACCUACCUUUAGAUGAACAUACUAUUCCCACAGGAGAAAUAAGACCCGUUGCUGGCACUGAGUAUGAUCUACGUCAACCAGUCGAUUUGGGUGAAAGGGUAAAAAUAGUUUCAGAGGGUCGGGGUUUUGACACCAAUUUCUGUUUGGAUAACAACGGAGCUUUAAAGCUGGCAACCAGAUUUGAACACAAACUGACUGGACGUUUCUUGGAUGUCUACACCACUGAGCCUGGCAUGCAGUUUUACACUUCCUACUUGAUGGCUAACAUGAAGGGUAAGGGCGGAGUUGACUAUGGCCCAUUUGCUGGCUAUGUGUUGGAGGCACAGCACUAUCCUGACAGCGUUAAUAAGCCACAGUUUCCAAACUCUAUUCUACGACCUGGUGAAACAUACACCCAAAAGACAAUUUACCACUUUGGUCUUCUGUAAAAUAUUUGGUGCAGCUGCAUGAUAUGAUAUAGCUUUAAGGUUUUAUAUAUUGAUGCUACAAAUGUUUGAUUGAAACAAUUUAGUCAUUUAGAAUAGUUUUUUUCAUCUACAAUUAUUAAAAAGCAUUAUAUGUUAGUUAUUUUUAUCUCAACUAUUAAAAAAAAUCAGAAAUACAAAUGUCAAAUGUUUUUUUUUUUUGAGAUUUAAAAUGUACUAAAAGUAUUGUUAUUUGUUCUACAACUUUUCUUUGAACAUAUUGUCUUGACAAUGUAGGCUAAAUGUAAUGUGUUUGCAAUUUUUUUUUAAUUUCAUUACUGGUAAGGCAAGAAUUACAAUGUUCACAUUAAUUAUAAUUAUUACAUUAUUUUGAUUACAACCAUCAGCUAUUGAUUAAUUUAUGUAGUAGAUUUUUUCGCUAACUAAAUUUACCUAAAAAUGUACAAGUCACUCAGUUUACAGUGAAACCAGUGUUGUUUUGUUUAUGUCACAUCCUUAGGCCUGCUUCUUAAUUACAGUUAUAAUCAGAAAGCUUUGAAUUGCUCAAUUUGUUGUAAUCAGAAUAAAAUGGGAAACAUUUUUUUUUAGUC